Sarcophilus harrisii (Tasmanian devil) is the source of this 4521-nucleotide messenger RNA. Its product is annotated as zinc finger protein 260. Gene Ontology annotation, biological process: negative regulation of transcription by RNA polymerase II. Gene Ontology annotation, molecular function: RNA polymerase II cis-regulatory region sequence-specific DNA binding; DNA-binding transcription activator activity, RNA polymerase II-specific; DNA-binding transcription repressor activity, RNA polymerase II-specific. Gene Ontology annotation, cellular component: nucleus. The record is from RefSeq and is a predicted model, not a curated record. NCBI's taxonomy places the organism in Eukaryota, Metazoa, Chordata, Mammalia, Dasyuromorphia, Dasyuridae. The transcript is spliced from 4 exons. Bases 1862 to 3844 code for a protein of 660 amino acids.
GGGGGGAGGGGAAAGGGAAAGAAACCACGUGGCAGAGCGCCUGCGGGGCUGAACAGAGGAAGGCAGUGGCCGUGGGAGGACCCGCCAGUGGGUUUUUUAGGGAAAUGCAACCUGAGGACCAUAACUGGGGUUUCUGACAGGGCUGUGGGGGAGUGCUUAAGGCCUCUACAGAGGGCGUGUCUGAGGGGUCUGACACUGCCGAGGGCAGCACUUCCCAGUGGGUGGGGCCAUGGAGGGGAGCUGACCUCUGUGAGUGCUCUUUGCCUGCUUUCGGCAGGAAUCAAAACACCCUCAGGACCUGUUCAUUCCCCAUUCCUUUAAUUCUGUUAAUUUCAGCUUAAAUUCAUUUCUUGAAUCUUUGAAAAGUGGGUCGGAGGUCCCUAAACAGAAGGGGGCCUGUGGGACCAAAGCUGAGACUUUGGGGGCCGAGUCCCCAACACUUGUUGAGUGUGUCCAGUAAGUGGGAGUGAGAUACAGCGUCUGGGGGCUGGAGGGGCAACUGAAGCCAAGGUUUGGUGACAUCCCAGGGCCACAGAGUUCGUUGCAGGCCGCAGUAGCAGAGAUGAGCACAAAGUCAGUGUGGGACUUGCUGCGUGCUUCCUCUCCCAUCGUCAGUCAUCUCUGUACAGUGAAGGAGCCUUCCAUCUGGGCAUCUGUAGGAAACAAGCAGAUUGUCCCUCUCAGCCUUUGACAAAAGGUCACAUUUUUCUAGUUUCACACUAACUGAAAAAUAUGGGAAACAAGAUCCCACUGCACUUAGUGUUUGUUAAUUAAAAAAGAACAGUUUUCAUUCAGGGAAAUGGUGACUUACAAUCACUUGUACAAGGAGUGUUUCCAUCAAAGUCAUUCAAGACUGUUUCAUAGAUACCGCAUUGCAAAUAACCCUGUUCAGUGAUGCUCUGAUCAUAAAUAUGGCAUGGAUAUUUGCCAGCCGUCUUUACUGUGAUGGAGGAUUCCUAGUAUAGAGGGCCUGGACAUGCUUCUUUUUGCAUAGGAAAUUGUGCUAAUUUCCUCCAGCCCCAAAAGAUCUCUUGAGAGAAGUCUGUAAUUACCCAAAGACUUGGCACCAAGUGGUGUCAGGAAGUACCACAAGAGUAUUUUAUCCACAUGGGAAAAACCAAGAACAUGAAGAGUGUCUGUUGCCCAGAUUUCUCCCAGCAUUUGGAGAAGGAGCUUAGUUGGCCCAUUAGGAUGUACCUGGGGGACCCACAGAUGGCUAAAUUGAACAGGAGAAAGGGAGCAAGCUGGAUUAUCUUCAGGAAAUUAUAGAGCUCCUUGGAUGACCCCCAGGCUUCCUGGGAAAGCAGCGUUCUAUGUUUUUAAUACCAGUGUUGUUAUAGGUCAGAAAGAUCUGGAGUGCAACAGACUCCAAAGAAUUAAAAAUUAAUUUCACACAGAGGACAAUUUAGAGGCCUGAGGCAGAUGUGAGAAGGCUUUCAUGUCAAACACUGCUGAACAUAGAAGAACAGGAUUGUAAGGUGUCUUUGGUGAUCAUGUGAUGGGAAGGGAGAAUGGGCCAGUCAUGCAGCAGUUGUCAGAGAUAACAAGUGCACAGAUAGAAUGUUGCUCUAGCAUCUGGAGAGACCGGGGAGAGAAGGAGAAAGCUGUAUUCCUUUGGAAGGACAUGGCCAGGAGGCACAUGGGGGGCACAGGUAGAGGUGGACUCUGAAUGCCAGCUUGUGAAUCCAUGGCAUUGGAAAUCCACUGCAGCAUUCUCCACUUUGCCUUUCUGUAAGCAUGUGUACACUUGAACCCAUCAAUCUGGACUGGAGAGUGAUUUAAGAAUUUGUUGACGUUCCAAGAUGUUGCUGUGGAAUUCACCCAGGAGGAAUGGAACUAUUUGGAUCCUGGUCAGAAGGACAUGUACAGGGACGUGAUGCUGGAGAACUAUGAGAACUUUGUCUCCCUCGCAGGGCUUCCAGUAACUAAACCAACUGUGAUUUCUCAGCUGGAGAGACAUGAAGCCCCGUGGCUAUCAGGGGAAGAAGACCCCAGAUGUAUUUCUGAGGAUUCCCCUGUUGAGAAAAGAGAAUGUGAAACCAAGGCGUCAAUUCAAAAACUAUGUAUUACUACCAGCAAGAUAUCCAGAAAGAGAGUCAUCAAGGAUGAUUUCUGCAAAUCUAAAUUGGGAGAUGCUUGGAAUUAUGACACUGGAUUGGAAAGGCAGAUAAACAACCCAGAAAGAAAGUCCAUGAAGCUAAUAGUUAAGCACAGCAAAACUUCAUGUAGCAGAAUUUCCAUCCUGAAGAACCAUUGUAAGUUUAAUAAAUACAAGAAGCUUUUGAGUUACCACUCAAAAUUGAACCAUUACCAUAGAGUGUGUUUUCAAGGAGAAUCUCAUAGAAUUGAUGAAUGUGACAAAACCUUCCACAUCAAUUCAUGCCUUAAUAUACAUGGAGGAAUUCACUCUGGAGUGAAAUCUCAUAAAUUUGGUGAAUGUGGUAAGGCUUCCAGCUACAAUUCAUACCUUGGUGUUCCACAGAAAAAUCUUAAGGAAGAAAAACAUAUUGAACAAUGUAAUAAUGAUAGCAAAACUUUUAGCCAGAGGGGAUAUCUGUCUCAAUAUAAGAGAAUUUCUAUUGGAGAGAAAUCCUAUAAAUGUAAUGAAUGUGGGAAAACUUUCAGCCUUAAGGUAACCUUUAAUAGACACAAGAAAAUUCAUGCUGGAGUGAAACACUGUAAAUGUAAAGAAUGUGGAAAAGCUUAUAGGGACAAGGCAUCCUUUAAUAGACAUGAACGAAUUUAUACUGGAGAGAAACCUUAUAAAUGUAAUGAAUGUGGAAAAGCCUUCAGGUUGAAAAGAUGCCUUGGUGUACAUGGAGCAACUCACAGUGGGGAGAAGCCCUAUAAAUGUAAUGAAUGUGGAAAAGCCUUUACUCGGAAGGAUCACCUUAAUAAUCAUAAGAAAAUUCAUAUUGGAGAUAAACCAUAUAUAUGUAAACAAUGUGGAAAAGCCUUCAUGUUUAAGGGAGGCCUUCAUGUACAUGAGGUAAUUCAUACUGGACAAAAGCCCUAUAAAUGUAAUACAUGUGGAAAAGCCUUCAAACUUAAGGGAACCCUUGAUGUACAUAAAAGAAUUCAUACUGGAGUGAAACCUUGUAAAUGUAAUGAAUGUGGAAAAGCUUAUAGGGACAAGGCAUCCUUUAACAGACAUGAACGAAUUCAUACUGGAGAGAAACCCUAUGAAUGUAAUGAAUGUGGAAAAGCCUUCUUCCGGAAAGAUCACCUUAAUAGGCAUAAGAAAAUUCAUAGUGGAGAUAAACCAUAUAUAUGUAAAGAAUGUGAAAAAGCCUUCAGGUCUAAGAAAGGCCUUGAGGUCCAUGAGGCAAUUCAUACUGGGGAGAAGCCCUAUAAAUGUAAUAUAUGUGGAAAAGCCUUCACACGGAAGGAUCACCUUACUUUGCAUAAGAAAAUUCAUACUGGAGAUAAACCAUAUAUAUGUAAACAAUGUGGAAAAGCCUUCAUUUUUAAGGGAAGCCUUCAUAUACAUGAGGUAAUCCAUACUGGACAGAAGCCCUAUAAAUGUAAUGCAUGUGGAAAAGCCUUCAAACUUAAGGGAACCCUGAAUAUACAUAACAGAAUUCAUACUGGAGAAAAACCCUAUAAAUGUAAUGAAUGUGAAAAAGCCUUCAGAUCUAAGAAAGGACUUGAGGUACAUGAGGCAAGUCAUACUGGGGAGAAGCCCUAUAAAUGUAAUGAAUGUGGAAAAGUCUUCACUCGGAAGGAUCACCUUAAGAGGCAUAAGAAAAUUCAUACUGGAGAGAAACCAUAUAUAUGUAAUGAAUGUGGUAAUGCAUUCCGGGAGAAAGGUCAUCUUAAUUCACAUAAGAAAAGUCAUAACUGACAUGAAACUAUAGGUAGCUUAAUAAAUAUAAGAAAACUCAUACUGAUGUGAAACUAUAUAUGUGAUGACAUGAAAAAGCCUUCAAAUGUAAGGGACAUCUUAAUUUAUGUAAGAGAUUUCAUAUUGGAGAGAUACCCUAAAAAUGCAAGGAAUGUGGAUAAAGUUUUGAAUAUAUAGAAACUUUAAAAAAUAAAGAAAUUCAUACUGGAGAGAUAUCCUUUGAAUGUCCAAUGUUGAAGCAGACUAUAGCUGAAAUCCAAACUUUGCAUAAUAAAAAAAUGAAAAAUAGAGAAAACUUUCUUGUACAGCUCAAACCUUAAGAACUAUCAGAUAAUUCAUCCUGAUGGGAAAUCUAAAUGUAAAGAACAGAAGAAAGCUUUUAAGCAACAGGAACACUUUAUUUUACAUGAAAAUAGUUUCACUGGCUUAAGCUAAUAUAAUAUAGUCAGUAUUAUGUAAUAAUUAUAUAAUACAGUUAGGAGUCAUAUUGAGCAAUUGGUUUGGGGAGAACAAUCUUAUUUAACUAGGGAACAUGGAAUAGUUGAGGGAUAAGAUCCAAGGAGGAGUAGUUUGAGAUCUUGACACUUCUGAGCAAAGUUGUUUAAAGAUAACUAGAUAAUCUCAGAGUUUAAAUACAGUAUAGAUUACAAAGUCAAUUAAACUCCAGUUUCACAUCA